GUACACCUUCUAGAACCCACCUUUUGCUAUCUCAACAGACUUCCAAACCCACAGUCAUAAUGGCUCCCAAGAUUGCUGUUGUUUAUUACUCCAUGUAUGGCCAUGUCAAGACCAUUGCUGAGGCUGAGAUCAAGGGCAUCGAGGCUGCUGGUGGUUCUGCCGACCUCUUCCAAAUCCCAGAGACCCUCUCCGAGGAGGUCCUGGCCAAGAUGCACGCCCCGCCUAAGCCCACCGACGUGAAGACGCUCACGGACCCGGCCACGCUCGUUGAGUACGAUGCCUUCCUCCUCGGCAUCCCCACACGCUACGGAAAUUUCCCCGCCCAGUGGAAGGCGUUCUGGGACCACACGGGCGCCCAGUGGCAGACGGGUGCCUUUGCCGGCAAGCUGGCUGGCCUCUUCAUCUCCACCGCCUCUCUCGGUGGCGGCCAGGAGUCGACCGCCAUCGCUGCCAUGUCCACCCUCGCCCACCACGGCAUCGUCUACGUCCCAUUGGGCUACUCCAAGACCUUUGCCCAGCUCACCAACCUCUCCGAGGUCCACGGCGGCUCCCCCUGGGGCGCUGGUACCUUUGCCGGCCCCGACGGCUCCCGCCAGCCCAGCGCGCUGGAGCUCGAGGUUGCUGAGAUCCAGGGCAAGGCCUUCUAUGAGACCGUGAGCAAGUUCUCCGGCUGACUACAUGGAAGUGAUGAAAAGAAGAAGGAGGGGCAGGAUGGGCAGCCUGCUGCCACCACUGCUGCGGCCAAGAAGCCCGACGUUAAGGCGACCGGGAACAAUGGGCCAGCUAAGGAAGAGAAGAAGGAGAGUGAGGGGCCGUGUGGACUGCCCAAGAAGUGUGCGCUCAUGUGAAUGUGAUACCUCGGGCGAGUAGAAUUAAACUUCAAAGAAAAAAAAAAUACAAUAAAAGAUUUCGAAG
Cryphonectria parasitica EP155 is the source of this 915-nucleotide messenger RNA. RefSeq names its product flavo protein WrbA. Gene Ontology annotation, molecular function: FMN binding; NAD(P)H dehydrogenase (quinone) activity. The coding region runs from base 60 to 674 and encodes 204 amino acids. The transcript is spliced from 3 exons. The record is from RefSeq and is a predicted model, not a curated record. NCBI's taxonomy places the organism in Eukaryota, Fungi, Ascomycota, Sordariomycetes, Diaporthales, Cryphonectriaceae.